Molecule: messenger RNA, 486 nt
Organism: Homarus americanus (American lobster)
Lineage: Eukaryota; Metazoa; Arthropoda; Malacostraca; Decapoda; Nephropidae
Product: transient receptor potential protein-like
Exons: 3
Coding region: 1-486 (161 amino acids)
Source: RefSeq, a predicted model, not a curated record
AUGUCGUUCUCAAAAACAAAAACAAAAAACACGUCCGGAUUCACAAGAGAUUCUAAACCCGGAUUCACAAGAGAUUCUAAACCCGGAUUCACAAGAGAUUCUAAACCCGGAUUCACAAGAGAUUCUAAACCCGGAUUCACAAGAGAUUCUAAACCCGGAUUCACAAGAGAUUCUAAACCCGGAUUCACAAGAGAUUCUAAACCCGGAUUCACAAGAGAUUCUAAACCCGGAUUCACAGAGAUUCUAAACCCGGAUUCACAAGAGAUUUUAAACCCGGAUUCACAAGAGAUUCUAAACCCGGAUUCACAAGAGAUUUUAAACCCGGAUUCACAAGAGAUUCUAAACCCGGAUUCACAGAGAUUCUACAACCGGAAAAAGAAUCAAGGAUUCUCUAAAGAUUCUAACGAGCUCAGCCCCCGGUCCCAGCCCUCAGCCCCCAGGCCCCGACCCCAGCUCCAGCCCCGACCUCAGCCCCCAGCAACAUAA